GCCAUGAAGAGAGAUGGCAGCCUUUCACAGGAGUAAGAGCUAUCCCAGAGCUUGCUUCUCCAUGUUAGUCUUGUGGGGAUCACAAAGUGAUUGGACGAGAGCUCUCUCCUCGGUCACAUUCCAGCCCUUGACCUCUGGUUUAUGAUUAUCCAGGAGCCAGCCAAUAAGGCACCAGCUCAAGUCUGUUCCCCAGAGAUGGGGCAUGCCCUGGCAGGUUCUGGAUGUCAUCAGUGACUGAGGCCAUUCUGGACACUCGACUGUAGUAGCAGCUAAGGGAGAGACAAGGGCUACGAGGCAGCAAUAUAAACAGAUCUGGUGUCUCUUGUGGAUGCUGAGAUUUGAGACGAAGUUUUCCCAUGGCUUCUUUUCGCAUCCGCCAAUUCCAGGAGAGGGACUACAAACAGGUUGUGGAUGUGUUCUCCAGGGGCAUGAAAGAGCACAUCCCCACCACCUUCCGCCACAUGCUGACACUGCCCCGAACCCUCCUGCCCUUAGCUGGGGUGCCCCUCACUGUAGUCCUGGUGUCUGGCUCCUGGCUCCUGGCUAUUGUAUGCAUCUUCUUUCUGCUCUUAUUCUUGUGGUUCCUUACCGGCAAGCCCUGGAAGAAUUAUGUGUCCAAAUGUUUACACACAGACAUGGCUGACAUCACAAGGUCCUACCUGAGUGUUCGUGGCUCAGGUUUCUGGGUGGCUGAGUCUGGGGGGCAGGUGGUGGGCAUAGUGGCUGCUCAGCCAGUCAAGGACCCUCCAUUAGGGAGGAAGCAGCUGCAGCUCUUUCGCCUGUCUGUGUCCUCACAACAUCGAGGACAGGGGAUAGCGAAAGCACUGGUCAGAACUGUCCUGCAGUUUGCACGGGACCAGGGCUGCAGUGAUGUUGUCCUUCAGACUGGUCUUUUGCAGAAAGGUGCUGUAACUCUUUACUACAGCAUGGGCUUCCAGAAGACAGGUGAAUCCUUCAUGGACACACUCAUGUGGCUUGUGGAUGUUUCUCUAAUUCAUUUCAUAUACCCACUCCCUUCUGCUCAAAACCAUGAGCUGUGAUCUUUCUCUGUGUAUCUGGUAACCUCUAUCUCACCGUGCUGUGGGAACAAAUAAUCCCAAUAUUGUAGUGGACAAAU
Mastomys coucha (southern multimammate mouse) is the source of this 1117-nucleotide messenger RNA. Its product is annotated as N-acetyltransferase 8. The record is from RefSeq and is a predicted model, not a curated record. The transcript has 2 exons. Bases 357 to 1040 code for a protein of 227 amino acids. Gene Ontology annotation, molecular function: N-acetyltransferase activity. Lineage: Eukaryota; Metazoa; Chordata; Mammalia; Rodentia; Muridae.